UUUACUCCGUAUCUGAAAGCGCCGAAGGCCAAACAGUCAACGCAAUUGCCCCCAGUCCCCAGUUCGCCACUCUCCCCGUGCGCAAAUCCGUAGAUGGAAGGGGACAAAAUGCCCAGGGUGAGGCUCGGUAAGCAGGGUCUUGAGGUGUCCAAGCUUGGCUUCGGGUGCAUGGGCCUCACUGGUGUAUACAACGCCCCUGUUCCUGAGGAAGCUGGGAUCGCCAUAAUCAAGCACGCGUUUGAGGCCGGCGUCACCUUCUUCGACACCGCUGAUGCCUAUGGACCACAUACCAACGAGGUCCUGCUUGGAAAGGCAUUGAAGCAUUUGCCCCGUGAGAAGGUGCAAGUUGCCACCAAAUGUGGCAUUGCAGGAUUUGAUGCAAGUGGCAUGUGUGUGAAGGGCACUCCAGAUUAUGUUCGAGCUUGUUGUGAAGCAAGCCUUCAGCGCCUUGCUGUUGACUACAUUGAUAUAUACUACCAACAUCGAAUUGAUCAGUCAGUGCCUAUAGAGGAAACUAUGGGGGAACUCAAGAAGUUGGUUGAAGAAGGGAAAGUGAAGUAUGUUGGCUUGUCAGAGGCAAGUGCCGAUACCAUCCGAAGGGCACAUGCUGUCCAUCCAAUUACUGCGGUGCAGUUGGAGUGGUCACUAUGGACCAGAGAUAUAGAGGAAGAUAUAAUACCAGUCUGCAGGGAGCUUGGUAUUGGAAUAGUUCCAUAUAGCCCACUUGGCCGUGGCUUCUUUGCUGGCAGGGCAGCUGUAGAGUGUGUACCAUCAGAAAGUCUAUUGUCUAAACAUCCAAGGUAUACUGGGGAAAACUUGGAGAAGAAUAAAGUUCUGUACACACGACUUGAAAUUUUGUCCAAGAAGUAUGGGUGCACCCCUGCUCAACUUGCUCUCUCCUGGGUUCUUCAUCAAGGAGAAGAUGUGGUCCCCAUACCUGGAACAACAAAAGUGAAGAACCUUGAUGAUAACAUCGGUGCUGUAAAGGUAAAGCUGAGCAAGGAAGACCUCGAAGAAAUCUCGGGUGCAGUCCCUGCUGGUGAGGUGGCUGGGUCCAGACUUCUUGGAGUCCUUGAGCCUUAUUCUUGGAGGCUUGCAAAUACCCCACUUCCAAAAUAGCGAGUUUAGAUGCAAAUUGUUGACAAUCCUACCAUUUAGAUUAUGUUAUAUCAGAUCAUAUCUACAUGCAACAAAUGACUUUUUUCUGUGCCCGUGAAAAUGCAUGUACCUGAAACAAGGGAUGUAACUGGUGCUCUGUGUGGAAUGUACCAACUGCUAUAGUUGAUCAAAGAAAUAUGUUGGAAUUGAGCUGA
Molecule: messenger RNA, 1313 nt
Organism: Sorghum bicolor (sorghum)
Lineage: Eukaryota; Viridiplantae; Streptophyta; Magnoliopsida; Poales; Poaceae
Product: perakine reductase
Exons: 7
Coding region: 94-1119 (341 amino acids)
Cellular component (GO): cytoplasm
Source: RefSeq, a predicted model, not a curated record